CUGACAACUCUCGGUGAACAUUCAAAUCGAUAAAUGAUGUUCGCGCGCAGUUCUAGCAGAAAUGGCGGAGCUCGACAACCUGGAAUAUUUCCUAAAAUUUCCAAAACAAGGUUUUUGUUACAACCAAAUUGACGAUAAUGAUUUUGUGUUUGUUGUGAAUGAAAAAAAAGUACCAGUUAUUUUGCUGUUUGGCUGGGCCGGAUGCAAAGACAAAUAUUUAGCGAAGUACUCGGAAAUAUAUGAAAGAAAGGGGCUCAUUACUCUGAGGUACAUUGCCCCUGUGAAAUGCCUCUUUUGGAAAAGAUAUCAGAUGAUUACUAUAGCAGAGAAUUUAGUGAAGUUUUUAAUUGACCUGAAUUUCGAUAAUAAUCCCAUUAUUGUUCAUUGCUUUUCUAACGGAGGAGCUUUCAUGUACCAAAAUUUUUCUUUGGCGUUGAACAAAAGUCCGAAACCUCUACAGAUCAAAGGAGUCAUAUUCGAUUCAGCACCAGGAAGGCGACGAAUUAUUAGUCUUUAUAGAGCAAUAUCUGCCAUUUUGCAGGGAAAUGUUUUUUAUAAUGUCUUCAUGUCAUUUAUAAUGACGAUGUUUUUAUCCACGAUAUGGAUAUAUGAGGUUAUCAGUAAUUGUAUUUAUCCGAGGCCAAACUUCCAGUCAAAUCCACUGGAGAAUUUGAAAUAUGAGAAGAACAAAUGGCCACAAUUAUUCAUUUACUCAAAAAAUGACAAUCUCAUUCCCCAUACGGAUAUCGAAUAUUUCGCAGACUUCAGAAAGAAAAUGGGGGUAGACGUUACUACUAUCUGCUACGAUACAAGUCUUCAUGUUAAGCAUCUGCCAGAAAAUAGACAAAGUUAUAUGAAAAGUGUUUAUAACUUCAUCAACAAAUGCUUGAACGGAAAAAAUUAGUUGGAACUACAGUGGAUAGUUACCCAUAAAUACCACAUUGGAAAGUACUCUACAGUAGAGCUGACUAAUUUAUUGUGAUGAAUGACUAUUUAGCACUUGAAAACAUAGCGGAAAACAAAUUUGAAUUUCGAAAGAAAUUAUUUUUUAGAUGAUUUAUAUUAUUUCGUUGGAAAAUGCACAAAUUUGAGAAGUUUAUUAGAAUUUUAUUGUUGUAUGUUAUAAUUGUAUGUUGAGUUAUUAGGAUAUACCAAUUGUUUAUUCAUUUUCAUAUAUUUAUUCGAUAUGUAUUGAGAGUAUAUUCACUAUCAGAAAUUAUUAUUUAAAUUUUAGAUUAUUCUGGUGAAAUAUACAAAAAAAACGAAUC
Leptinotarsa decemlineata (Colorado potato beetle) is the source of this 1268-nucleotide messenger RNA. RefSeq names its product transmembrane protein 53. NCBI's taxonomy places the organism in Eukaryota, Metazoa, Arthropoda, Insecta, Coleoptera, Chrysomelidae. The record is from RefSeq and is a predicted model, not a curated record.